Messenger RNA from Neospora caninum, 978 nucleotides. RefSeq lists its product as hypothetical. Bases 1 to 978 code for a protein of 325 amino acids. Gene Ontology annotation, biological process: SNARE complex disassembly; intracellular protein transport. Lineage: Eukaryota; Apicomplexa; Conoidasida; Eucoccidiorida; Sarcocystidae. Gene Ontology annotation, cellular component: vacuolar membrane; SNARE complex. The transcript is spliced from 4 exons. Gene Ontology annotation, molecular function: syntaxin binding; soluble NSF attachment protein activity. The record is from RefSeq and is a predicted model, not a curated record.
AUGCAACGCGGCGAGAGCGCGGGCGCCUUUGCGUCCCAGCUCGGAGACAUUCCCGAUUUGCUGAAGAAAGCUGACAAUCUGCUGCGGCCGGCGGGUUUCCUCAGCUCGCUUCUCGGCCGAGGAAGUGACCCAGACGCAGCCCUCUCGAUUUACACGCAGUGCGCGCAGAGAUACAAACUCGCCAGGCAGUGGAACGACGCAGCAGACUGCUACGUGCGAGCAUCCCUCGCGGCUGAGCGCGGAGACGACAAGAGCACACAGGCGCAGAUGCUGGCAGAAGCAGGCAACGUUUUGAAGCGCGUGAGCGCGAGCAACUCAGAAGAGCAACUGGUAGCAGCAGCUGCGGUGUACAUACAGCAGGGCCGGUGGAGCCAGGCGGGGAAGCUGUAUCGGAGCAUCGCUGAGAUGUACGAAGACGACACGACCUCGGGAUUGGGAGGGAAAGGCGAUGGGUUGAGCAAGGUGAUGCUGUACUACAAGAAGGCUGCAGAAACCUACGAGUUGGACGACUACGGGAAGAGCGCGUUCUCGCAGUGUCGGUGCAAAUAUGCCGAAUAUGCAGCGAAGAACGAAGACGCGCUCCACGAGGCCGUGCAGAUCUUUGAGCAGGAGGGAGACAAAGCCACUCGAAACAACCUUCUCCAAUUCAGCGCGAAAGACUUUUACUUGAAAGCUCUCGUUUUACUGCUGUCGUCCGGAGACGCGGUGUCCGCGCACAUUGCGUUGGAACGGUACAUGGGGAGAGAUCCGCGAUUCGAAGGCAGCCGCGAAGGCCGCUUAGCAACGGCACUGGUUGCAGCUAUGCAAGAAGGGGAUGUUGACGCAUUCACAGCUGCUCUGGACGACUUUGAUCGAAUCAGUAAAUUGGACCCUUGGAAAAUCCAUUUUCUUCUCAAGGCGAAGCGCCGACUGAUGCACGAUGAAGGCGAAGGCGAGCACGUGGUGAUCGGAGACGACGGAGAAGUCGACCUCUCUUAA